Messenger RNA from Papaver somniferum (opium poppy), 2950 nucleotides. Its product is annotated as scarecrow-like protein 9. Gene Ontology annotation, biological process: regulation of DNA-templated transcription. The transcript has a single exon. Lineage: Eukaryota; Viridiplantae; Streptophyta; Magnoliopsida; Ranunculales; Papaveraceae. Bases 363 to 2399 code for a protein of 678 amino acids. Gene Ontology annotation, molecular function: DNA-binding transcription factor activity; sequence-specific DNA binding. Gene Ontology annotation, cellular component: nucleus. The record is from RefSeq and is a predicted model, not a curated record.
AGUUAAGCUUCCGAGUUCUGAAUCACAUUAAGCCUUUUAAGAUUUCUCUUUCAGUCAUUUUUAAGGUUUGUCUUUCCGUCUGGAGGUACGCCUUUUCUCCUUAAAAUCAUCUUCGAAUUUCAAUACCCCCUGCUGCUACGUACUAAUACUAGCUACAAGACUGCUACCAGCCUACCACUGUUUGUAAGUUUUUUUUGUUUUCACAAGCUUUGACCUCAGAUUGCUUACUUAGUUGAGUAUUUUUUGUGUUGUAUUGUAAAUACAGUAUGAGUGAAAUUUAUUUCUCAGUAUUUUUUUUCAAUCUAUGAGAAUGAGUUUGUUCUAGGAUUUGAUCUGAUUGAAUUCUAAGGAAGUCAAAGUUCAUGGAUCAAAAUCAUUGUACUUUUAGUAGUAGUAGUAGUAGUAGUAACAGUGGUAGUACUGAUACAUCAUCAUCUUCAAAUGUAAGCCAAGAGGAGGAGUUUGAGUUUUCGGAUGUGGUUCUCAACUACAUAAACCAGAUGCUUAUGGAAGAGAACAAUGAUGAGAACAAUCUCGUGUUCCAAGAAGACUACUUAGCUCUUCAAUCUGCAGAAAAACCCUUUUAUGAUAUCCUCGGAGAGAAGUACCCCACUGAUUCCAACCCAGGAGUCCAAAUUGAUGAAAACUUCACUCAUUACAAUGGUAAUAAGAAUGCAGUUGAAACUAGUUGGAUUGAUGAACUUGGUAUGUAUGCAACUUUGUUAAAUGCCGAAAGUGUUCCUAGUGAUUAUACUUUUCAGGCGGAGGCGCAGACUCCUCAAUUGUCUUGCAACCCUUCAGACAGUUUAAAUUCUAUUGUAGAAGGACAAGUGGAAUCAGGGGAGGAUAAGGUUCAGGUUACUGAUGUGCGUUCAGAGACUGAACCCGUUUGGCAGUUCAGAAAAGGUGUCCAGGAAGCAAAUAAAUUUCUUCCGGAUAAUAAUAGCGUAGAGCGUAAUGGAUUCAAUUGCGGUAAAUUUCUUCCGGAUGUUGUCGUUCCGUUGGACAAGGAUGUGCAACAGAUUUCAUCGAGAGGAAAGAAAAAUGUGCACAGGGAAGAUAUAGAUUUAGAAGGGAAGAGUAAUAAGCAGUUGGCGGCAGUACAGACAGCAAUGUUUGAUAUGGUGUUGAUCAGUGAUGAUGAAAAAGGGAAGAAGGCGGAUUCAAUUCUCCGUGAAUCCUUGAACAUUGAAACAAGAAAGAACUUGCACCAAAAUGGUGGGAGAAGGUCUCAUGGUAAGAAACAGGCCGGCAAAAAGGACCUGCUGGUGGAUUUGCAGACCCUGCUCAUUCAUUGUGCACAAGCUGUUGCUGCUGGUGAUAGUAGGACUGCUACCGAACUAUUGAAGCAGACUAGACAACAUUCAUCCCCUAAUGGAGAUGGUUCACAAAGAUUAGCUCAUUACUUUGCUGAUGGUCUCGAGGCACGUUUGGCUGGAUCUGGGAGCCAGAUUUGCUCAACUCUCCCGCGCAAGACAGCAUCAGCUGUUGAUUUUCUGAAAGCUUAUCAGCUCUUUAUGGUUGCACUUCCAUUCUUGAAGAUAUCAAAUUUCUUUGCUAACCAAACAAUAGGUUAUCUGGCUGAAAAUGCUACUACUAUCCACAUUAUAGAUUUCGGCAUCCUUUACGGUUUCCAAUGGCCUUGCCUCAUCCAACGCCUUUCGAAAAGAAAGGGUAGUUCUCCUAAACUCAGGAUUACGGGGAUAGGAUUACCCGAACCUGGUUUCCGUCCAGCUGAAAGAGUUGAAGAAACUGGUCGUCGUUUAAGAGAUUAUGCCAAAGAACUCAAUGUCCCAUUCGAGUACCAUGGCAUUGCUCAGAAAUGGGAAACCAUUCAACUGGAGGAUCUCAAGAUCAAUACAGAUGAACUUCUUGUUGCCAACUGUAUGUAUCAAGGUAAGAACUUACUUGAUGAGAGUGUGAUAUUGAAUAGUCCAAGGGACGCUGUUCUGAAGCUGAUAAGGAAGAUGAAUCCUGAUGUUUUCGUCCACGGGAUUUUGAAUGGUACCUAUAAUUCUCCAUUCUUUGUUCCACGGUUCCGGGAUGCUCUCUUUCACUUUUAUUCUAUGUUUGAUGUGCUUGACACAAUUGUCCCCCGUGAUAAUCCUGAGAGGAUAUUCAUUGAAAGAAAUUUUUUGGCGAAGGAGGUUCUCAACAUUAUAGCAUGCGAGGGAUCUGAGAGGGUUGAGAGGCCAGAGACUUGUAAGAAAUGGCAUUUAAGGAAUACAAAGGCUGGGUUGAUGCAACUCCCACUGAACACGCAUAUCAUCAAGAAGGCGAAAAAACAAGCAAUAUCAGACUACCAUAAGGAUUUUGUUGUAGAUGAAGAUGGCCGGUGGUUGCUGCUAGGAUGGAAGGGAAGAACCCUCUUUGCCGUUUCUUCUUGGAAGCCAAUAUAAGACUUUUUAGUUUUAUAACAACUGGUUUUAACUCCGAAACAUGUGAGUUAAGCUAUUUUACUUGUAAAGCCAAUUACUUAAAGAACAACAAGAGCAAAUGAACGUGCAUAAGGUUUAAACAGUAUACAUUUUUAGUUUACUUUUAAAUUUGAGGAUUCAAAGAAGAGUCAGUGAGAAACUUAACUCACUGUCGGAUGACCUGUUAUCAUAGCUUGCUCAUACGCCAUCAUACCAUUUAUUCUUGGAAGCUCUCAAGGAGACAUUAGGGCCUUCGGGGGGACUUCUUUCGCCCAGAAAAUAGUGGCCUAGUAGGGGGAUUUCUGUAUUAGGAUGUAAUGCUUCCUAGUUCCUACAUGCCUUAGUAUUGUUCGCGUUUGUACUGUUUGGAAUCAAAAGCUGAAGAGCUGCUAACAUCUGCCACCAACCGGUUACCGGUCCCUAUAUAAUUCAUCAUCUCAUCGUAAGUUUGUACGAAGAGUUUUGCAUCGUAUUAUUAUAGUUAGUGGAGGUUGUAGACGCGACAUAUAAAUCAAAUAGUUGCAGUUUACUGG